Molecule: messenger RNA, 887 nt
Organism: Lycium ferocissimum
Lineage: Eukaryota; Viridiplantae; Streptophyta; Magnoliopsida; Solanales; Solanaceae
Exons: 1
Coding region: 348-785 (145 amino acids)
Source: RefSeq, a predicted model, not a curated record
GCCGAAAACUGCACUGACAUGAGACAAAGCUAUCCAAUAUCCUAUUAAAAUAUGUAUAGUCGAUUUACUUGAAUCCUAAAAUUAGUUGUCCCACCAGCUUCUCCACUCUCAAAGUAGUGGAUGAGAACUGAAUAAGAUAAUCGUUAUUAAUAUUACUACUAUUUAUUACUUGCUGCCAGCCUAAGAAAUUGAUCUAUAUAUAAACCUUUGCUUUCUUGACAUGGGCAUUCUAAAGUUUUGUCAUACACCAUCAUUGUUCAAGCAACUCCUUGUUAUUCUAAACUUCUUCGAAUUCAUUAUUCAAUUUCCCAACCCUUCUUUUCUCUUAAAUUUUUCUUCUAUAGAUCAUGGCAUAUUUGGCAUCAGAAAACUGCCCCGUCUGUAUCAACGUUGACACUGACUUACCAGAAAUUGAUAGCGCCAUUCUCAUGUCAUUUCUUGAUGAACCCCAGAUGGAAUACUGUGACGAUGAGAAAUUAAGAAGUUUAAUCCAAUCUCUAGAAGCAGAGCUUAAAUAUCCCAUUACCAUCAUGAAUAACCCUUCUGCUCUAAAUCUAGAUUGUUACGAUACGGGCAGUGAAAAUAGCUCAGAAAUAGUUGAUGUUGAUUUUAGCUGGAUGGAUAUGGAGAUGUCACUUUCAACUAGUCCCAGUAACAAUGAAAUGAUUGAUUUUCAAUUUGGCAGUGAUUAUUCUCAAAUACUAACAUGCAUUCCUAUUGAGGAGGAAAUAUAUGAUUCUCUAUGGCUACAAACUGACUUGGCAAUGGUAGAUAUUAGCCAAUAGUAUGAGAACCUUGUAUAAUUUUCCUUUCCCUUUUUCUUUAGUGUAAAAUAUUUGAUUCGAUUCGAAUCAUUACUGCUAGUUCAACUGUAAAUUUUGUUUAUC